AUGGCCGUCUCCUGGCCCCCUGUCACCAAGCCCGUGUCUCCUGGCCCCCUCAAGCCUGUGUCUCAGAAAGACUGUGUCUCCUGGCCCCCUGUCAGCAAGCCUGUGUCUCAGCAAGCCUGUGUGUCCUGGCCCCCUGUCAGCAAGCCUGUGUCUCAGCAAGCCUGUGUGUCCUGGCCCCCUGUCACCAAGCCCGUGUCUCCUGGCCCCUUGUCAGCAAGUCUGUGUCUCAGCAAGACUGUGUCUCCUGGCCCCCUGUCACCAAGCCUGUGUCUCCUGGCCCCCUGUCACCAAGCCCGUGUCUCCUGGCCCCUUGUCAGCAAGCCUGUGUCUCAGCAAGACUGUGUCUCCUGGCCCCCUGUCAGCAAGCCUAAGUGUCCUGGCCCCCUGUCAGCAAGCCUGUGUCUCAGAAAGACUGUGUCUCCUGGCCCCCUGUCAGCAAGCCUGUGUCUCAGCAAGACUGUGUCUCCUGGCUCCUUGUCAGCAAGCCUGUGUCUCAGCAAGACUGUCUCCUGGCCCCUUGUCAGCAAGCCUGUGUCUCAGCAAGACUGUGUCUCCUGGCCCCCUGUCAGCAAGCCUAAGUGUCCUGGCCCCCUGUCAGCAAGCCUGUGUGUCCUGCCCCCCUGUCAGCAAGCCUGUGUCUCAGCAAGCCUGUGUCUCCUGGCCCCCCACCAGCAAGCCUGUGCAUCACUUUCAAGUGUUUAA
Molecule: messenger RNA, 702 nt
Organism: Bombina bombina (fire-bellied toad)
Lineage: Eukaryota; Metazoa; Chordata; Amphibia; Anura; Bombinatoridae
Exons: 2
Coding region: 1-702 (233 amino acids)
Source: RefSeq, a predicted model, not a curated record